Molecule: messenger RNA, 2064 nt
Organism: Oikopleura dioica
Lineage: Eukaryota; Metazoa; Chordata; Appendicularia; Copelata; Oikopleuridae
Source: the annotation of a GenBank genome assembly
AUGAAGAUUUCAGCCAGCCUCAUCGCCUUGACAAACUUGGCCACGAAUGCUGCCGCCAGCUCGAAAAAGAAUCCGACCAAUGCCGUCGAAAGCAUCGACGCUCCCAGAACCGUCUGUGGCGGCCUUAUCACUGGCGACGGCAUCAUCACCUCUCCUGGAUUCGACGAUCCAGGACACUACGAGAACUACCUCGACUGCACCUGGGAAAUCAACAUUCCCGGCGUUUCCGGCUUCACGAUUCACCCCUACUCAAGCUCAAGCUCUGGUAGAAAACGAAGAGCUCCAGUGGAGGGUGUCCUUGGCGCCUCAGGCAACGGAAGAAUUGAUUCUUCUAGCUCCCCAUACCUUGGGGACUUCCUCCAGCCUCUACGGGUAGAGGGAAACACUGCUACACUCCACUUUACAACAGAUGGAUCUCGUGUUUUCAAAGGAUUUAAGCUUCGAAUCGAGAAGGACAACAACAUCGGAGAAACGGGAUGUGACCAAGUCCAAUCCGGCUCUGGAUCUUUGAGCAAGCCAGGAAAGAUAAUCAAAAUCGACUUCGAACACUUUGACGUCGAGAACAACCGAGAUUGCGAUUACGACUCCCUACGAAUCAACGGCCGAAAACACUGCGGUAGAAAACAACAUGGAUUCGGCAACAAGCGAAAUCCACCGCAGACCGUUUACGUUUUUGCUGAAUCGACCGAACUUGAGUGGAUCACCGACGGCUCCGUGACCAGAGGAGGUUUUGCUCUUUCCUGGGAGUCUGUUGUAAAUCCCAAUGGAUCUGCUGCUUCUGGUCCUUUGGAAAGCGCCGCUGGAUUUCAUGAACAUAUGGAGUCUUUCUACAACCAACUCAUCUACCAAAUGGAAUUCCGUCGGCCCUGGAUGUCCAAAGCCCUGGCUCGAUUCUGGAGCAACAUCCAAAUCGCCAAAGACUACUUCCAAAGCGAAGGAGAAUGCGAAUGGGACCACGCCAAGCCUUCAUACAACACAUUCGAUUUCAAAGAAUUCGAUGAUUCCGCCUCGAAAUGCGACAAUUUAAACAAUUUCGCAACAAAUGCGAACGCGUUUCUGAACAAUUUCGUGUGCAUGGACGGUCAUGAGCUUCCGAAGAGAACAUGGAUGAAAUGGAAGAAUUCGGCUUCGAAGAUUUUUGACAUCGGGUUUGCUUUGGCAGACCAUUUUUUUCUUCUUUUUUCCUACUUUUUGGUCGGUUAUUUUUCGUCGCAUGGAUUCGACGAAAUUGCGAAAGAGCUAGAGAGAAAGAACAACGGCUGUAAAAACGACGUAAAAAUCGGAGAACCGGGGCAAUUCAACUGGAUUCUGAUUCUUUCCGUUCAAGGAUCCGGGAACACCUGGACGAGGCAGCUUUUUCAGUCGCUGACGGGCUACUACGCGGGAGGAGUCUAUCACGAGAUUCAUGAGGCGCUCGAUACUGACGAAUUAUACGAGCAAUCGCCCUUUCCCGGAGAGCAUUUUUCUCCUGAGUCUGGCAGAGUUUUAGGAAUCAAGUCGCACGCUCGAGGACACAUCCGAAAAGCCCACGCCGUCGUCCUCGUCAUCCGAAACCCCUACGACACCAUCAAAGCGAAUUUCAACCGAAUCAUGGCGCAAAAAGAAACCGGCGACGGCCAUGGCGCGCACACUGGCACCAUCGACCCAGCGCUCUUCAAAUCGCUAAAAUGGCGACGAUACAUUCACAACACCGCGGAAAUGUGGCGACAGUACUACAAAGACGCGGUCCAUCUGGCUGUCAAUAGCGAGAAAAAUUUUCAUUUUCUCUGGUACGAUUUGCUGAAAACAGAAAAAGAGGCGCAAAUGCGGGAAGUUUACGCUUUCUUGGAAAACGAAGCGGUUCCAAAUGAAAAAUUCGAAGUCGAAAACAUCGACGAGCGAUUAAAUUGCAUCAAAAACGAUAAUCUGGACAAAUUUAAAAGAAAAAAAGUUGAACUCGACUUUGACAUCUACAAACCAGAUGAAAUAGAGAUGAUCAACUCUUACAUCCGAGAAUAUAUCGAAUUCUUUCGCGAAAAUGAUGUUGAAUUUCCAGAAAAAACUGUCAAAAGCUGGCUUAGAUAG